Molecule: messenger RNA, 8478 nt
Organism: Lutra lutra (Eurasian river otter)
Lineage: Eukaryota; Metazoa; Chordata; Mammalia; Carnivora; Mustelidae
Gene: CLIP1
Product: CAP-Gly domain containing linker protein 1
Exons: 29
Coding region: 358-7044 (2228 amino acids)
Biological process (GO): cytoplasmic microtubule organization; positive regulation of microtubule polymerization
Cellular component (GO): nucleus; cytoplasm; microtubule plus-end
Molecular function (GO): microtubule plus-end binding
Source: RefSeq, a predicted model, not a curated record
GACUCCAGUGGACAGGAUUAAGCUGUGAAUGAACCUCCCGGACUCCGGAAUAUGAUACUAGAGCACAGCCUUUGAAUUUUUCUCUAAAGCUGGACUUGAAAAUGAGCUUCAGAAACACCUCACUCCAACUAGACUUUCUAUUACCCUCGGAACUUCUUUACCUUCCCUUCUGUUAUUAAGUUCAUGAACUCUGAUCCUUUUAGAAUUAGAAGGGAACUCAGAAGUCUCAGAGUGUGGCUGUCUGUAGAUUUAACCCAGAGACUGACUUCACCAUAGAAACACCCACAGUUGUAUCAAUGGUUGGGGCAAGAUAGUGGCAACAGGCAAAGGAAGAACAGCUCUGACACACUAAGGACAAUGAGUAUGCUAAAGCCAAGUGGGCUUAAGGCCCCCACCAAGAUCCUUAAGCCUGGAAGCACAGCCUUGAAGACGCCUGCUGCUGUUGUAGCUCCGGUAGAAAGAACAACAUCCAAUGAGAAAGCAUCAAACACACCGUCCUCUGAGGCACAAGAGGAGUUUGUGGACGACUUUCGCGUCGGGGAGAGAGUUUGGGUGAAUGGGAAUAAGCCUGGAUUCAUCCAGUUUCUGGGAGAAACCCAGUUUGCCCCAGGCCAGUGGGCCGGGAUUGUUUUAGAUGAACCCAUAGGCAAGAAUGAUGGUUCGGUGGCAGGAGUUCGGUAUUUCCAAUGUGAGCCUCUAAAAGGCAUUUUCACCCGCCCUUCAAAGCUGACAAGGAAGGUGCAGGCAGAAGAUGAGGCUAACGGCCUGCAGACAACGCCUGCUUCCAGAACGACUUCGCCUCUGUCCACCUCCACAGCCAGCAUGAUGACCCCCUCCCCAGUAGCCCCUUCAAAUAUCCCCCAUAAAUCAGCCCAGCCAACAACAAAGGAACCUUCAGCUACGUCUCAGAUCAGCAACCUUACAAAAACUGCCAGUGAAUCUAUCUCCAACCUCUCAGAGGCCGGUUCCAUCAAGAAAGGAGAGAGAGAGCUCAAAAUUGGAGACAGAGUGUUGGUUGGUGGCACCAAGGCUGGUGUCGUCCGGUUUCUUGGGGAGACAGACUUUGCCAAGGGGGAAUGGUGUGGUGUGGAGUUGGAUGAGCCUCUUGGGAAGAACGAUGGGGCAGUUGCUGGAACCAGGUAUUUUCAGUGCCAACCCAAAUAUGGCUUGUUUGCCCCUGUCCACAAAGUGACCAAGAUUGGCUUCCCUUCCACUACACCAGCCAAAGCCAAGGCCGCUGCCGUGAGGCGAGUGAUGGCAACCACCCCCGCCAGCCUGAAGCGCAGCCCUUCUGCCUCUUCUCUCAGCUCCAUGAGCUCGGUGGCCUCCUCCGUGAGCAGCAAGCCCAGCCGGACAGGAUUAUUGACUGAAACCUCCUCCCGUUACGCCAGGAAGAUCUCCGGCACCACUGCCCUCCAGGAGGCCCUGAAGGAGAAGCAGCAGCACAUUGAGCAGCUGCUGGCUGAACGGGAUCUAGAGAGGGCGGAGGUGGCCAAGGCCACGAGCCACGUGGGGGAAAUAGAGCAGGAGCUAGCUCUGGCCCGGGACGGACACGACCAGCAUGUCCUGGAGUUGGAGGCCAAGAUGGACCAGCUGCGAACAAUGGUGGAGGCGGCCGACAGGGAGAAGGUGGAGCUUCUCAACCAACUUGAAGAGGAGAAAAGGAAGGUGGAGGACCUUCAGUUCCGGGUUGAGGAAGAAUCCAUCACGAAAGGCGAUCUUGAGCAAAAGAGCCAGAUUUCUGAAGAUCCUGAGAAUACGCAGACCAAACUGGAGCAUGCCCGCAUUAAGGAGCUUGAACAGAGCCUGCUCUUUGAAAAGACCAAAGCUGACAAACUCCAGAGGGAGUUAGAAGACACUAGGGUGGCUACGGUGUCGGAAAAGUCCCGUAUAAUGGAACUAGAAAAAGACCUAGCAUUGAGAGCACAGGAGGUAGCUGAACUGCGGAGGAGGCUAGAGUCCCAUAAGCCUGCUGGGGAUGUUGACAUGUCAUUCUCCUUUUUGCAAGAGAUAAGCUCUUUGCAAGAAAAGUUAGAAGCCGCCCGUGCUGACCACCAGAGAGAAAUCUCUUCUCUGAAGGAGCAGUUUGGAGCCCGUGAAGAAACACAUCAGAAGGAGAUAAAGGCUCUUCAGGCUGCCACAGAGAAGCUUUCCAAAGAGAAUGAGUCCUUGAAAAGCAAGCUUGAUCACGCCAACAAGGAGAACUCUGAUGUGAUAGUCCUGUGGAAGUCCAAGCUGGAGACGGCCAUCGCGUCCCACCAGCAGGCGAUGGAGGAGCUGAAGGUGUCCUUCAGCAAAGGGGUCGGGACGGAGACAGCAGAGUUUGCCGAGUUAAAAACACAGAUAGAGAAGAUGAGACUAGAUUACCAGCACGAAAUAGAAAAUCUGCAGAACAAACAGGACUCUGAAAGAUCUGUUCACGCGAAAGAGCUAGAAGCCCUCAGAGGUCAGCUGAUGGCGGUCAUUGCAGAGAAGGAGAGCAGCCUGGAAGCCCUCAAGGCGAAGCUGGACAGAGCGGAAGACCAGCAUUUGGUAGAAAUGGAGGACACCUUAAACAAACUGCAGGAAGCUGAAAUAAAGGUAAAGGAGCUAGAGGUACUACAAGCCAAAUGCAGUGAACAAACCAAGGUUAUUGAUAAUUUUGCAUCACAGCUCAAGGCUGCUGAAGAAAAGCUCUUGGAUCUUGAUGCACUUCGGAAAGCCGGUUCCGAAGGUAAAUCGGAAAUCGAGAAACUUAGACAGCAGCUUGAGGCUGCUGAGAAACAGAUAAAAAAUUUAGAGAUUGAAAAGAAUACUGAAAGUGGCAAGGCUAGUAGCGUUACCAGAGAGCUGCAGGGGAGAGAGCUAACACUUAAUAACCUUCAGGAAAACUUGCGUGAAGUCAGUCAAGUGAAAGAGGCUUUGGAAAAAGAACUUCAGAUUUUGAAAGAAAAGUUUGCUGAAGCUUCGGAGGAGGCAGUCUCUGUUCAGAGAAGCAUGCAAGAAACUGUAAAUAAAUUACACCAAAAGGAGGAACAGUUUAACGCACUGUCUACUGAAUUGGAGAAGUUGAGAGAAAAUUUAACAGAUAUGGAGGCAAAAUUUAGAGAGAGGGAUGAAAGAGAACAGCAGUUGAUAAAGGCGAAGGAAAAGUUGGAGAACGACAUUGCAGAAAUAAUGAAGAUGUCCGGAGAUAAUUCUUCUCAGCUGACAAAAAUGAAUGACGAGUUACGUCUGAAAGAAAGAAAUGUAGAAGAAUUACAGCUCAAACUUACCAAGGCUACUGAAAACGCAAGCUUUCUGCAGAAGAGUAUUGGGGAGGUAACUCUCCAAGCAGAACAGAGCCAGCAGGAAGCAGCCAAAAAGCACGAGGAGGAAAAGAAAGAGCUAUUGAGGAAGCUGGUGGAUCUGGAAAAGAAGAUGGAAAUGAGCCACAACCAGUGCCAGGAUCUGAAGGCCAGGUUUGAGGAGGCCAGUUGUGAGACAAAGGCGAGGCAUGAAGCCGUCGUGCAGAGCCUGCAGAAGACACUGUCGGACAUGGAGGAGAGGCUGAGGGCCGCGCAGAAGGAGAACAGCGACUUGAUGCAGGAGAUGGCAGAACUGAAAAAGCAAGCCGACAAAGCCAAAUCGCUAACUUAUUUGUUAACAUCAGCCAAAAAAGAAAUUGAACUAAUGUCAGAAGAGCUGAGGGGUCUGAAAUCAGAGAAGCAGCUUCUUGCACAGGAGGGAAAUGCUUUAAAGUUAGAAAAAGGUUCACUUUUAUCAAAGCUGGUAGAGGUGGAGGCCAAAAUAACUUUGCUUCAGGAAGAUCAACAGAAACUGUGGUCGGUCAAUGAAACGCUUCAUUUAGAAAAGGAGAAAGUCUUAGAAGAAAAACAAGAUGCUGAAAAGCUUUAUCGGCAGGAGCAGGUCCAUAAGGAAUCCUUAGCCGUUGAGAGAGCGCAGUUACUGGGAGAAAUUAACACGGCGCAGGAAGAACUCUUGAAGAUCAGUAUGGAAAACGACUCUUUGCGGGCUUCCAGAGCAAGAGUGCAGGAGCUCGUGGAACAGCUCCAGCUCAGCAAAGAUACUUUGAUUGCGGAAUCUAAGAAGGAUCAGGAGGAAAAAAAUCACCUGGAGGAUCACAUCAAGAAGCUCGUUACUGAAAACCUUGCCUUGGCCAAAGAUAAAGAUGAAAUUAUUCAGAAGCUCCAGAGCUCUUACGAGGAGCUGGUCAAAGAUCAGAAAACCUUGGUGCAGGAGAUCGAAGAUCUCACCACUGAGAAAAAGUCAGCUUUGGAGAAGCAGUCAGGUCUUGAUAACAUGUGCCUCGCCUUAAAAGUGGAAAGAGAAAAUCUUCUCCAAAGCAGCAAAGAUCUGCAGUUUGAGAAGGACGUGCUCCUUCAGGACCAGGAAAAGCUGAGUGCCAGCCUGGAGGCCGCCCUCCAGAUCAAGCAGCUGCUCAGCACGGAGGCCAGUGGGCUCCGCACGCAGCUGGACGAGGCCCAGCGGGCUCUGAGGAAGGCAGAGCUGGAGAUGCGGCAACUUCAGGCCACGAACAGCAGCCUCACCAAGCUCCUGGAAGAAAUCAAGACCAGUCGGGAGAUCACAGACUCUGAGUGCAUCCAGCUUCUGCAUGAGAAAGAAACCUUGGCUUCCUCUGAGAGAAAACUCUCGGCUGAAAAAGAAGAACUCCUAAGUGAAAACAGGCUCCUUGCUGAAAAACUGAAGAAGUGCUCAGAGGAGGCCGCCCAGGUCGAGAUGAGCCUGAACGAGAAGAUCGCGUUCCUCACUUCUGAGAAGGAGGUGGUCUGUCAGAAGAUUACCAAGCUCAAAAAGCAGCAUGACAGUCUCUUGAAGGAAAAGUCUGUCCUGGAAAUGCAGAAUGGAGAUUUGCUUGCAGAAAGGGAGAAUUCCGUGAAAACCAUGGGAGAUCUCCAAAGGAAGUGUGAUCAGGAGUCCGCCAGCAGAAGAAUCAUGGUGCACGAGAAGAUGAAACUCCUUGGGAAUCUCGACACUCUGGAGAAGGAGCUUCAGGAGAGGAAAAGGGAAAACCAAGAGCUGGCCGCCACCAAGCAUGAGCUCUCUCUGAUGCUGAAAGAGGCCCAGAAUGCCAGGAAGAGUCUAGAAAAAGAGCACACGAGCACCCUGCAAGCCAAGGAGAGCCUGAAUGCUGAGCUUCAGACGUGCUGUUCUGAAAAGAACAUCCUGCUGAGGGAUGGGCUGAACCUACAAGAAGAGUGUCAGAGGCUGAAUGAGGAGAUCCGCGCCGUGCAGCAGUCCUUUGUCCGGGAGCAGGAAGCCAGAGCGCAGGAAAAUGAGUCGUCCCUGUAUGAAAACAAUAAGCUUCAGGGGCGGAUGGCGCUCCUAGAGCAGGAGCUGGAAGAGUUAAGAGUGUGUACUAAACAGCUGCAGUCUGAAAAGUUCGUGCUUGUCCAAGAGAAGAGCAAGUCAGAGCAGAAAGUGGCAGAGAUAAUUAAGGAGAAGGAGCUCUUGAGUGCAGAAACAGCUCGGCUUGCUGCCAACAUAGAGACUCUGAAGAGCGAUUUCAGCACCUUGUCCAAGUCCAAGUUAGAGCUGCAGGAGCUGCACAGCUACCUCACCAAGAUCCUGGACGAUCUCCGGCUCAAGCACGAGAUGACGCUGGCCGACCGCGCCAAGGUGGUGCAGGACAACAAGAACCUGCUGGCCGAGAAGAGAGACAUGAUGCUGGCCAAGGAGGAGCACCUGAAGGAGAAGGAGAAGCUGGCAGAAAGCUACUUCAUCCUUCAGAAAGAGAUUAGCCAGUUGGCCAAAACCAACAGCCACAUCUCAGCCAACCUCCUAGAAUCUCAAAAUGAAAACCGUACUUUGAGGAAAGACAAGAGCAAGCUCACUCUUAAAAUUAGAGAGCUCGAGACUCUUCAGUCAUUUACGGCUGCUCAAACGGCAGAAGACGCCAUGCAGAUAAUGGAACAGAUGACCAAAGAGAAGAGCGAGACUCUGGCCUCCUUGGAGGAUACCAAGCAAACAAAUGAAAAACUACAGAAUGAAUUGGAUACACUUAAAGAAAACAACUUGAAAAAUGUGGAAGAGCUGAACAAGUCAAAAGAACUUCUGACAGUAGAGAACCAAAAAAUGGAAGAGUUCAAGAAAGAAAUGCAGCUGGUGAGGGAGGAUGUGAGCAGCAGGAGAAGAUUCCCUAACCAACCUCCCACUGCCAUAACCCCACCUGUGAGCUCUCUGGGCCGCACUAGAGAAACCCUCAAGCAGGCAGCAGCUCAGAAGUCCCAGCAGCUUUCGGCAUUGCAAGAAGAGAACGUGAAACUUGCUGAGGAGCUGGGGAGAAGCAGGGACGAAGUCACAGGUCAUCAGAAGCUAGAAGAGGAGAGAUCUGUGCUCAAUAAUCAGUUGUUAGAAAUGAAAAAGAGAGAAUCCAAGUUAAUAAAAGACGCAGAUGAGGAAAAAGCUUCCUUGCAGAAAUCCAUCAGUAUUACUAGUGCCUUACUCACCGAAAAGGACGCAGAGCUGGAAAAACUGAGGAAUGAGGUCACAGUGCUCAGGGGAGAGAGCGCCUCCGCCAAGUCCUUGCACUCGGUCGUUCAGUCUCUGGAGUCUGAUAAGGCGAAGCUUGAACUCCAGGUCAAGAACUUGGAGCUCCAACUCAAAGAAAACAAGCGGCAGCUCAGCAGCUCCUCAGGCAAUACUGAUACUCAGGCAGAAGAAGACGAAAGAGCCCAGGAGAGUCAGCAAAUGAUUGAUUUCCUGAAUUCAGUAAUAGUGGAUCUUCAGAGGAAGAAUCAAGACCUCAAGAUGAAGGUGGAGAUGAUGUCCGAAGCAGCCCUUAAUGGGAACGGCGAUGACCUAAACAACUAUGACAGUGACGACCAGGAGAAACAGUCCAAGAAGAAACCUCGCCUCUUCUGUGACAUAUGUGACUGCUUUGACCUCCACGACACAGAGGACUGCCCCACCCAGGCACAGGCGUCAGAAGACCCCCCCCAUUCCACACACCACGGCAGUCGGAGCGAGGAGCGCCCGUACUGUGAAAUCUGUGAGGUGUUCGGGCACUGGGCCACCCACUGCAAUGACGACGAGACAUUCUGAUGGGACCCCCAGCCUCACGCCGGGCUCCUCAGGGGCAUGAGCAUGUAGGCAACAGAACACCAGCAUCCUGUGUGCAGACUUCGGGAGAACCCAUGUUAUUUUUGACCCCCAUCCACAAAUCUAAGAAAAUAUUUUGAGCUUCAGUAAAUCACCCUUUUAGUCUCCCCUUAGAAUUUGAAAUAAUAAAUACUUAGUGGGUGAGUUUUCACCUCUAAUUUUUUCUUGAUUUUUAAAAGUUCUGACAAGACAUUGCACCAGAUGCCAUUACAUUUACUGCCCCGAGGGAACCCUCCUAGAACAAUCCCUACCCUCACAAUACCUUAUUUAAGUAACUUUAAAUUAUGCUGUUACUUUUCAUAUUUGCACUAAAAAUUUCCAGGCUGCGUUUGUAUAUUUAGAUGUUUGGGUUAAGCUCUGACACUGGAAUGAGUUGGAAAAAUGUGCCAUUUUGCAUUUUCAUCUACUCAUUUAAAGUAUUUUAUUCUUAAAGAAGUAUCUGAGCUCUUUGCACUACCUGUUGUCAGUAGUGCCUUUAUUUCAGGCUUGAUAAUACUUGGGUGUGAUUAUAAAAUCAUGAAACAGGUAAAGGGAGGGGGAAGCCCCAACUGCUGUGGGGACAUUUUAUAAUCUAUAUGCUGCACCUACUCACUCUACUGUGCUGUUUUGUUCAUUGGUUUUGCAUAAUUUCAGCUUCUAUAUAUUAUAUGUAUAUAUUUUUAAAAAAAUCUAUAUUUUGGGAAAGAACAAUGACUUUCUUUUCAGAUUUUUACCUUUAUGAAAAAGAAAACAUCAAGACAUGAUGAACUAGGCCAGAAUAUAACAUCACGUGGCUUUGCAACUGUUUUUUUCUGUUUUCACUUUGUUUCUUUAUCAGAUAUAAAUAACUAGGAGAGUUUUCUCCAACUCUGUUUCUUUCUCCAGCAGAUAUCCCCAGCAGUCAAUUAACUAGAUAAUAAGCCACAGUAAAACACCUAAAUUAACCAGUCUACAAUCUUUACAAGUUUUUUUACCGUGUUUUUAGAUGAAUGUACGAUGAGAAAUUCAACUUUAAUAAUUUUGGAGUUUCUUAUCACAAAAAAUAAAAAUGAAGGACCUCAACCAUCAGAAGUUUAUCAACCAGUUUGAAUCUAUUUAUCUUCAUUUGAAUGUCUUUUAGAAUAUGUAAAAAGUAAUAAAUGUGUCUUCCAUGCUACAUGUAUAAUAAGAACUUCUAUAAUUGUAUAUAUGCCUUUGAUGUAUUUUUCCCCUCAAGAUUAUCAAACGUGUGUCUGACAAGUGAAAAAUCUGUAAUGAGUUGAAAUUUUUGGUUAUAAACAUAUUAUAAUAGGAAGUGUUUCACAAACAAAAAUGUAAAGCAGUAUUAAAAUUUGAGAAAACAAGUGUUCUGUAUCUACUUUAAUAAAUGGUUCUUUUUUGCCAGUGGUAGUAAACUGA